AUGAUCAGCCUGCCACAACUGAGCCAACAACUGGAACUACUGGAGGCACCCCCACAACUGAUUGGAACUACUGAGGGAACCCCAACAAAUGAUCAGCCUGCCACAACUGAGCCAACAACUGGAACUACUGGAGGCACCCCCACAACUGAUGCAACAAGUGGAACUACUGAGGGCACGCCCACAACUGAUCAGCCUGCCACAACUGAUGCAACAAGUGGAACUGCUGAGGGCACGCCCACAACUGAUCAGCCUGGCAUAACAGAUGCAACAAGUGGAACUACUGAGGGCACCCCCACAACUGAUCAGCUUGCCACAACUGAGGCAACAAGUGGAAGUACUGAGGGCACCCCCACAACUGAUCAGCCUGGUACAACGGAUGCAACUAGUGGAACUACUGAGGGCACGCCCACAACUGAUCAGCCUGCCACAACUGAUGCAAUAAGUGAAACUACUGAGGGCACCCCCACAACUGAUCAGCCUGCCACAACUGAGGCAACAAGUGGAACUACUGAAGGCACCCCCACAACUGAUCAGCCUGCCACAACUGAUGCAUCAAGUGGAACUACUGAGGGCACCCCAACAACUGAUCAGCCUGCCACAACUGAUUCAAUAAGUGGAACUACUGAGGGCGCCCCCACAACUGAUCAGCCUGCCACAACUGAGCCAACAACUGGAAAAACUGAAGGCACCCCCACAACUGAUGCAACAAGUGGAACUACUGAGGGCACGCCCACUACUGAUCAGCGUGCCACAACUGAUUCAAUAAGUGGAACUACUGAGGGCGCCCCAACAACUGAUCAGCCUGCCACAACUGAGCCAACAACUGGAAAAACUGAAGGCACCCCCACAACUGAUCAGCCUGGCAAAACAGAUGCAACAGGUGGAACUACUGACGGCACGCCCACAACUGAUCAGCGUGCCACAACUGAUUCAAUAAGUGGAACUACUGAGUGCGCCCCAACAACUGAUCAGCCUGCCACAACUGAGCCAACAACUGGAAAAACUGAAGGCACCCCCACAACUGAUCAGCCUGGCAAAACAGAUGCAACAGGUGGAACUACUGACGGCACGCCCACAACUGAUCAGCCUGCCACAACUGAGACAACAAGUGGAACUACUGAAGACACCCCCACAACUGAUCAGCCUGCCACAACUGAUGCAAUAAGUGGAACUACUGAGGGCACCCCCACAACUGAUCAGCCUGCCACAACUGAGGCAACAAGUGGAACUACUGAAGGCACCCCCACAACUGAUCAGCCUUCCACAACUGAUGCAACAAGUGGAACUACUGAGGGCACCCCCACAACUGAUGCAACAAGUGGAACUACUGAAGGCACCCCCACAACUGAUCAGCCUGCCACAACUGAGGAAACAAGUGGAACUACUGAGGGCACCACCACAACUGAUCAGCCUGCCACAACUGAUGCAACAAGUGGAACUACUGAGGGCACCCCCACAACUGAUCAGCCUCCCACAACUGAGGCAACAAGUGGAACUACUGAAGACACCCCCACAACUGAUCAGCCUGCCACAACUGAUGCAAAAAGGGAAACUACUGAGGGCACCCCCACAACUGAUCAGCCUGCCACAACUGAGACAACAAGUGGAACUACUGAGGGCACCCCCACAACUGAUGCAACAACUGGAACUACUGAAGGCACCCCCACAACUGAUCAGCCUGCCACAACUGAGGCUACAAGUGGAACUACUGAGGGCACCCCCACAACUGAUCAGCCUGGGUCAACGGAUGCAACAAGUGGAACUACUGAGGGCACCCCAACAACUGAUCAGCCUGCCACAACUGAGACAACAAGUGGAACUACUGAGGGCACCCCCACAACUGAUCAGCCUGCCACAACUGAGGCAACAAGUGGAACUACUGAAGACACCCCCACAACUGAUCAGCCUGCCACAACUGAUGCAAUAAGUGAAACUACUGAGGGCACCCCCACAACUGAUCAGCCUGCCACAACUGAGGCAACAAGUGGAACUACUGACGGCACCCCCACAACUGAUCAGCCUGGCACAACGGAUGCAACAAGUGGAACUACUGAGGGCACGCCCACAACUGAUCAGCCUGGCAAAACAGAUGCAACAGGUGGAACUACUGAGGGCACGCCCACAACUGAUCAGCCUGCCACAACUGAGACAACAAGUGGAACUACUGAAGACACGCCCACAACUGAUCAGCCUGCCACAACUGAUGCAAUAAGUGGAACUACUGAGGGCACCCCCACAACUGAUCAGCCUGCCACAACUGAGGUAACAAGUGGAACUACUGAAGGCACCCCCACAACUGAUCAGCCUUCCACAACUGAUGCAACAAGUGGAACUACUGAGGGCACCCCCACAACUGAUGCAACAAGUGGAACUACUGAAGGCACCCCCACAACUGAUCAGCCUGCCACAAUUGAGGAAACAAGUGGAACUACUGAGGGCACGCCCACAACUGAUCAGCCUGCCACAACUGAUGCAGCAAGUGGAACUACUGAAGACACCACCACAACUGAUCAGCCUGGCUCAACGGAUGCAACAAGUGGAACUACUGAGGGCACCCCCACAACUGAUCAGCCUGCCACAACUGAGGCUACAAGUGGAACUACUGAGGGCACCCCCACAACUGAUGCAACAACUGGAACUACUGAAGGCACCCCCACAACUGAUCAGCCUGCCACAACUGAGGCUACAAGUGGAACUACUGAGGGCACCCCCACAACUGAUCAGCCUGGCUCAACGGAUGCAACAAGUGGAACUACUGAGGGCACCCCAACAACUGAUCAGCCUGCCACAACUGAGACAACAAGUGGAACUACUGAGGGCACCCCCACAACUGAUCAGCCUGCCACAACUGAGGCAACAAGUGGAACUACUGAAGGCACCCCCACAACUGAUCAGCCUGCCACAACUGAUGCAACAAGUGGAACUACUGAGGGCACCCCCACAACUGAUCAACCUGCCACAACUGAUGCAACAAGUGGAACUACUGAGGGCAUGCCCACAACUGAUCAGCCUGCCACAACUGAGGCUACAAGUGGAACUACUGAUGGCACCCCCACAACUGAUCAGCCUGCCACAACUGAUGCAACAAGUGGAACUACUGAUGGCACCCCCACAACUGAUCAGCCUGGCACAACAGAUGCAACAAGUGGAACUACUGAGGGCACGCCCACAACUGAUCAGCCUGGCACAACAGAUGCAACAAGUGGAACUACUGAGGGCACCCCCACAACUGAUCAGCCUGGCACAACAGAUGCAACAAGUGGAACUACUGAGGGCGCCCCCACAACUGAUCAGCCUGCCACAACUGAUUCAAUAAGUGGAACUACUGCGGGCACGCCCAUAACUGAUCAGCCUGGCACAACUGAGCCAACAACUGGAAAUACUGAGGGCACCACCACAACUGAUGCAACAAGUGGAACUACUGAGGGCACCCCCACAACUGAUCAGCCUGCCACAACUGAGGCAACAAGUGGAACUACUGAUGGCACCCCCACAACUGAUCAGCCUGGCACAACAGAUGCAACAAGUGGAACUACUGAGGGCACGCCCACAACUGAUCAGCCUGCCACAACUGAGGCAACAAGUGGACCAACUGAGGGCACGCCCACAACUGAUAAGCCUGGCACAACUGAGGCUACAACUGUACCUCCAACUACACCACCUAUCAAUCCAACAACUCGUGAGCCUUUAAUUUGUCAAAACGGAGGAAUUGACAAUGGUCACAACUGCUCAUGUCUCAUUGGAUUUAAUGGACCUGUUUGUGAACAUGUUGAAAUUACUGUUGCGCCAGAUACAAUCAACAGAACAGUUGUGGUUAAUAUGGACAUCAAUGAGGAAUAUAUUGAUGAAUAUCAGGAUGAGGCAUCACAGGAAUACAAAGAAUUUGUUGGAAACUUCACCAGCCAGAUGGAAGAAUAUUACAAAACAAGGAUAGAAAACGUUAAAGAAGUGGUGGUCAUAAGUGUCAGCCCAGGAAGCCCAUUGGGCAGAUUAUCAACCAACACUGUGGAAGAGAUACAAUUAAGGGCUGAAGGCACAGAUCUCACACCAACAAGACUCGGUGUUAACGUCGAACAUGAUGUCAUCCUGGCAAUUCCAAAUAACCCUGGUUAUGAGGAUAAAUAUGUAAAUAAUACUGAAGAAAUUACGGAGGCUGUUGGUAACCUUGUUGGCUGCACUCGAGACUGUCCGAGUUUUGAUGUCACAGUGAAGCCGACAGUGACACCUACAGAACCAGAUCUUCAAUCGGCCUGUGAAAGGCUGAAUAAGGAUGCAGAUGUGACUGAUUUCUACCAGGCUGCGGAGGUUAAUAAUAAGGUAGAAUGUGUGACUGCCUGCCAUCCGAAACACGACAAGCAUAAAACAUGCUACAACAAGGGAGUGUGCAAAGUGUUUAAAGCCACCGGGCCGCUCUGCCAGUGUGUGGACGUGUCCUCCACCUGGUACCUGAGCGAUGACUGCACACUGCCCAUACAUAGGACGGCGUUCUUUGCCGGGCUGAGUGUGACGCUCACUGUUCUCUUGGUGCUGGUGGGAGUCCUGGUGGCGUUCGUGUUAAGGAACAAACAGAGGAGAUACAAAGACAUAAAAGACAAGCUGGUGAAUCAGUGGCUGAACGAGGACUUUGAGUGGUCCAGAUCAAACAUUCACGAAGUUUACGGAAACCCCACAUUCACUCAGGGCGAAUCAACCGUCCACUUAGAGGACCUAGAUGUUUACAGACAACCUCUACCUGCCUACCAGCCGACCCGUCCAUCUUCACAGAUUGACUACAGACAGUCAGCGGGCAUGUUCCCCCCGUCACAACCAGCUCACAGACACAUCACUCCUUCUAAUAUUGCUGGAUACUCACAGUCUGCUGGUCCAGCCCGUCAACUCAGAAACUCAGCCAACCAGCCGAUGAGGAUCAACAGGCCUCAGAUCAGGACAUCCUGGGAUGUCUGAGUGGCACACCAAGAAACUUUGUCUUAGAAAAUAUAACUGUAAAUAAACAAAGAGUUAUUUAAGUGCCUUAGAAAAAGAAAUGAAAAAGAAAC
This is a messenger RNA of Labrus mixtus (cuckoo wrasse), 5036 nucleotides long. It is a transcript of the gene muc3a, whose product is annotated as mucin 3A, cell surface associated. The record is from RefSeq and is a predicted model, not a curated record. NCBI's taxonomy places the organism in Eukaryota, Metazoa, Chordata, Actinopteri, Labriformes, Labridae. The transcript has 13 exons. The coding region runs from base 1 to 4944 and encodes 1647 amino acids.